AUGGGCGCGGCGGAGGAAUACGAGGAGCACGGUGGCGGCGACGGCUCGGCGGAGAAGAACGGAAGCGCCGCGGACGGCGGCGGCGACGGCGGCGCGAUGGAGCGCGAGGAGAUGCAGCUGUACUCGGAGGCGUCCGCGUUUCAAGGCGCCGCGGUGGUGGCGAUGAUCGAGCGACACGACGACGACAUUGGCGAAGAGCAGAAGAUUCUCGAAAUCACGAUGGAGGAUGGGGUUACCAUGUCGCUCGCGCUCGACUCGGGCGAACGGCGGCUUAACGAACUUGGUUACCGGCAGGAGCUGAAGCGUUCGCUGGUAAGUGUUCCGUUUGAAGGUGGUUUCCCCUG
Closterium sp. NIES-65 is the source of this 344-nucleotide messenger RNA. The record is from the annotation of a GenBank genome assembly. NCBI's taxonomy places the organism in Eukaryota, Viridiplantae, Streptophyta, Zygnematophyceae, Desmidiales, Closteriaceae.